Molecule: messenger RNA, 2160 nt
Organism: Candidula unifasciata
Lineage: Eukaryota; Metazoa; Mollusca; Gastropoda; Stylommatophora; Geomitridae
Source: the annotation of a GenBank genome assembly
AUGGAAUUCAUAAACGUAAUUGUGUGCCUGGUGCUUCUUGUCAUUCUGAGUUCUAUACAUGCCGGUGAGGACUUCUAUUCCCUUCUUGGCGUAGACAAAGGGGCAUCAGUAAAAGAAAUCAGGAAAGCAUUCAAGAAGCUGGCAAUCUUGAAACAUCCUGAUAAGAAUGUUGAAGACGCAGGAGCCCACGAUGUAUUUAUAAAAAUAAAUCGAGCAUAUGAGGUUCUCAAAGAUGAAGAUCUCCGUAAAAAGUACGACCAGCAUGGAGAGGAAGGUCUCAAAGACAAUUUUCAACAGGGCAGACGGUACGAGAGCUGGCAGUGGUAUCAGCAAAACUUUGAACAGUCUGUCGAAGGCACCAGAGAGCCUUGGUUUAUCAAUUUCUAUUCUACACACUGCUCACACUGCCAUGAUUUGGCACCCACGAGAGAAAAAUAUCAAGGUGAGCGCAGUACUGAAGCUUUGGUGGAAAGGGCACUUCAAAAUGUAAAGGCUGAAUACCACAAAAUAGGGUCUGAUAACUUUGAAUUUCUGAUAAAAAGCUGUGAGAGUAGCCUUCCCUGGCUAAUCACAUUUUGCGGGGAUGAUGGAGACUGCCUGGAGAAGAAAACAUGCAUUAAACUUGCAGCCAUGUUGGCCGGUUUGGUGAAUGUUGGCAGGGUCAACUGCCAUCAAGAGGGAAAGCUGUGUUCAAAACUGGACCAAGGCCAUGGGACAUUCUUCUAUCCAGAUAGCAGUAUUAACACAAACAGUCGAUUGGAACUCACAAGCCUGUAUGCUCGAGACAUUGCUACUGCAGUUCUAGAACAGCUUCCAGAUGUUGAGAUAAUCAGACAGGAAACAUUGCAGAAUAUUCAUGACAAGAAUCGAGAAACAACUUGGCUGAUCCAUUUUGUGAACCAGAAUGGAAAACAGGAUUUGGAAUUGAGAAAGUUGCCAGCUUUACUGAAGCAGUAUAGGGUGGGCAGGGCUGACUGCUCAGAGAUGCAGCAGCUAUGCCAGAAGCUGCAUGUGAACAAGUUCCCAUCUUUUAUCCUGUAUAAAGCCAGGGGUGGAGUAGAGGUUUAUUAUGGGGGUCGUGUAACAGCACAUGAUAUCGCAGCCUUUGUCCACGACAGUGCAGACAACCCACUAGAGAACCUGGGCCCAGCUGAUUUCCCCGACCGAGUGGUUCACAGUAAAGAUCCUUGGUUCGUUGACUUCUUUGCUCCUUGGUGCCCACCUUGCAUGCGUCUGCUCCCGGAGUUUAAAAAGGCUUCAAAAUUUUAUGGUUCGAAGGUCAAUUUUGGUACAGUCGACUGCACAGUGCAUGGAAAUCUAUGUAAUCUGUAUAACAUACAUUCCUACCCUACAACAAUCUUCUACAACCAGAGCAUACCAUAUCAGUACCAUGGGCAGCAUCGCAUGCAAGAUAUGCUGGAUUUCAUCACUGACACACUCAACCCCCGUGUCAUCUCACUAGAUCAGGCAAGCUUCCAAGAACAAGUGUAUAACAAGGGCACGGAUGAUAUUUGGUUGGUGGAUUUCUUUGCUCCCUGGUGUGGUCCCUGUCAGCAGCUGUCCCCGGAGUGGAGAAAAGUGGCUAAGAAAUUCAAAGACAAAUCAACAGUGCAUGUUGCUCAAGUAGAUUGUGAGGUAAACAAGCCAUUGUGCAGAUCCCAGAAUGUUCAUUCUUAUCCUACCAUCAGACUGUACCCUGCUGGCUCCACAGGUUCUGGAAUACACUAUGCAUACAGUGGCUGGCAUCGGGAUGCAACCUCUAUCGAAGCCUGGGUCUACAAUUACUUGCCCAGUAAAGUGACAACAUUGACAGGUCGCAACUUUCACAGCCUGGUCUUGGAUAGCCAGCAGCCGUGGAUCGUGGACUUCUAUGCCCCCUGGUGCGGUCACUGCCAAGUGUUUAAGCCGGAGUUUGAGAAUGUGGCAGAGAGUUUAGAAGGCAUUGCCAAUGCAGGAAAAGUUGAUUGUGACGCAGAACCCGGUAUAUGCAACCAGGCUGGUGUUGGAGCAUAUCCUUCAGUGAGGAUGUAUACAGGGGCAGAGAACGGGAAUAGACAGAAUGCUUAUGGGUGGGAUAUAGACAGCCAGAAUGCUGACUACAUCAUUCGAUUUGUGAAGAAUAAUCUUCCAAGAGAGAUAAAGCGGAAGGACGAGUUGUGA